GUGUUAUUUGAACAUGAAGGUGUUUUCAUACACUCAAAUGAAGACAGUGAAGAGCAAGAUCUACUUGUUUCUGGGUUCCUACGGCUCAUUGAUAAGGUUGAUAUCAGUUCCUGAGUUGUUGUUGAUUGCUUUUCAAUUAUUGAAUUCCAGGGACUUGUAUUUAUGCUUAUUGUGUUUUUAAUGAUUACCAGGAUGGUGAAACUAUCGUGGAAUACAAACCCUUGGAGGACACUGUUGAUCCAUCUAACAUGCUGUGUGCUGGCAAGGUUUGACAUUUCUUUUGGAAUGUUUAAUUCACCAAAAUGCCAACCAAUUGUUCAGCACCUUUGUGCAGUGAUCGCCAUGUAAAUUGGAAGGAAAACUGAUAAUGCAUUCAAGAUCACAAGUAUUAAGGGUAUUAUCUGACAGAGCUUUACUGAAGAUUUGUGUGUAUUUGUCAAAAUGGUAAACAAUGGCUGAUGGGGAUAGUCUCCACAAACAGCUGCCUUCCAAUAACUAUUCCAUGAACCAACAUUCCAUAAACAUUCUUCAUGAUUCAGCAAAUUCGAGAAUUCCAACAUUUAGCAACACCUUUCACACAUCUGUUUUAAGAUUUUAGAAUUUGAAUGAUGAUGAUGGGUAAAGAUCUGACUCAUCAUGUUAUUUACGAGGUGAAUCCAUUCCAUUCCCCCAGGAUUCCAGCUCAGUGAUGGAGUGGGCCCAGUGUCCCGGGGAGGAGAGGUCGACUCCUCAGCAAGCUGUGGUGGUGGAGCAGCAGAGCUACGAGACUGAGUGGGACAUGAUCAAUGCAGUCUCCUUUCCCAAGAGGAAACCCUGCUGCAACGGAGAGGGUGGGUGGACAAUUGGGUGCAUUCGUUGUAGCUCACCCGGUGCUGGGUGAGACCAAUAGAAUGCCUCCUACAUGUAACAUGAGCUUUGUUCAGAUGGGUUCACUCAACACAUGAGUUCACUUACAGCAGAAGUUGACUAAGUUGUGGGAUUGAUAUGAUAUGAAAGAAUGAGAAUCUCUUGCCAAGGUUUGGGCUUUCCUUUGUCAAUCUCCACUAUGGUUUAUUAAGGACUGAACAUAGUUUGAAUUGCAUGUUGAUUCACCAGUUGAGGUCAGAAUGAAACUGGAUUAAUUUCUUUGCUUUCUUCCAGGUGCAUUGAACAACACACAUGAGAAAAGCAAGUGGGCUUUCACCUUCAGUGUGUGGGACCUGAGGUCUAUCACAGUGAAGGAGGAGGGCUGGUCCCGCCUGGUGUUCAGACUGAAGGAGCCCCCCACCUCCCUGCCAGCCCUCCACUUCCACCAAGGGGGUAGUGAAGGCUUCCUGGACUGCCUGAGGAGAUACGCCUUGAUCACUGAGUGAGUGCUUCAGCGUUCUGGUCAGCUAAACUAGUCCAACUGGUUCUGAAAAAUAAGUAGUUAUUUGACGAUUGAUCAAUCAAUCUAAUUGAUUUAUAAAGCCUUUUUUACAUCUGCAGUUGUCACAAAGUACUUUACAGUAGAAACCAAAGAGCCAGCAGAAGUGGUCAGGAAAAAGUCCCCAGUAAAAAACCUAGAGAGGAACCAGGAUCAGACAUUAAUAUAUUCUGAUUCCAUUCGUUACCAUGGUUAUUGCAGAUUACAUUUUGUUUUUAAGUGGAAUCGUGGACGCUAAACGACCUCUGACGAUGUUAUGUAGGCCAGGUGAUGUGACUGUAGUGGGCGCAGUGUGGUGAAUCACCAGCAGAGGGAUCCUCUGAGCCCAUUUGAAUCACAGGAUUAUUAUGUUGUUGAUUACUACUGUAUGUUCUUCCAAAAGCCAGUGAAUGGUGCGACAGUGGACAAAGACUCAAUAUAAAGACACUGUAUGAGUGUGUACAGGGCUUGACAUGAACUUUUUUUAGCCACUUGUUUUUUUUUACUUGUCCGAAAGCUCAAGUCACUUGUCCAAAAAUCUAAAAAGGUCUAACACCAUUUUUACAUCAUUGUAUGAUGCAAGGAACCACUUUACGAAAUAAAAUGCAUUACUAUCUUUUUUUUUACUAUAGAGAAUCAGACAAAAAAUUUGGCUACACUCUGCCCAUUGGCUUCUUUGCCUAUUCAAGCCUUUCUCAAAAUAAAACAUUGCUCCUUUUAAGGCUUUCGUGGAGGAAGGGUGGUCCACCUUUAGUAGCCUAUAAAAUAUAUUGCAACAUUACAAUUACAACCAAAAACUUUUUGUCUUUAUAAAAUAUUUCCCUCCAGGGCUCGAAAUUAAGGGCAUCCCGUCGUAUAAAAAAAUAUAUGCCUAAAACAGGUCUGGGACAAAUGGAAAUGUGGCACUGACUCGCCCAUGGAUUGAUGUUUCAGCAUUGUCUCACAGAAGAGUUUGGCGUUCGACCUGCCACGUGUGACAUGCACCCGCAGUUACAAGCCUGCUAGAGUUAGCAGCAGACGGAUAUUGUCUGAGCAAUAUCCACCGUCAUAGUACGGAUGAAGCCUGACCUGGAAUGUGAAGCUAACUGAAGCUGGCUAGAUUUAUAAAAGCCUGAGUAGAUCUUGCAUGCUUCGUUGUAUGCCACUCUGGGGUUAAUUGGUAGAUAGCAUUCCUUAAAACUACCCUUCUUCUAUGUUUUGGCUCAAUAGAGGGGGUUUUCACCACCUGAAACACUGCUGGCUUUUUCAUGGGGUUUCUUAUCUAUAUGCUAAUGCUAGUGAUUUUCAUAAGGUCUAUAGCAAACGCUUGGUUUUAUUUCCUCGUAUGUUUUCAGGGCCCCGGAUGAUGAAACCUGCCUGCUGGUCAGCACUCCCAACAGAGCUCUCUCUCAGUCCUUCGAGAACCUUCUGGAUGACAACAACUACGGCCUUGUUACUGUAAGAGGCUACUAUUGUCAUGCAAAUAGUUGUCAUAGUGAUACAUAUGGCACUUACCUAGCCUGGUUAACCAGACUGACCGCAGUGCUUACCAUGAUGUGAAACUAUGGUGAGCGUAGUGGUCAGUCAUGAUAAGACAUGUUUUCCCUUACAGAAGCUGAAGAAUGAUCCGUACACGACGACCCUGGGGGGCUUCUCCAAGGUCACCAACUACAUCUUCGAUGCGUUCCGUGGCCCAGAGCUGGAACAGCAGCAGCGCCCCCCGGAGGAGGUGGCUGACCUGGACAUCCUUGGACUGGGAGAGGUCAUCCCUGGCCUGGAGAUCAACCAGCAGGAGGAGCCGGGCUUCGAGGUCAUCACCAGGGUGAGUGGAUGGAGAGUGUGACGUAGGAGCACCUCGGCCGUGACCCCUGGCACCCCAAGAUGCUGUGGGGAUCUGAAAGGGAAGAAACAGGCCAACCGUCCUACUUGGAGAGCUACUGAGUGUUCAGGCUUGUUCCAGAUGUAGUACAGUAGGGCUGUUGUUGUGAGGUGUGUUAGAGUAGGCUGGGACACAUUACAUUUUUAACUGCCCUUUUCUGAUAAAAACGAGUUCAUUGCAUCCGCCAUGGAGCCCAGUUUCAUAAUAUUACCAUAUGUCCCAGCUGCCUUGCCGUAGUUUUGAAGUAAUCGCCUAUUAGUUCUAUUGAGCACCGUGGCACCAACUCGCCUUCCUAACAUUCUAUUCCCAGCCCAUUGUUCUGCGUCACAAUGCCAGCUUCGCUAUUGUUAGCAAUGAGACCUGCCCGCGUUAACCUUGAAGGCUUACCUCAGGUAACUUGUUAUUAACAAGGUUACGGGUACUUGGUGAGCGAUCUCACUGUUCGCCUUGGUACACGUUGUGGUGACCCACAGUGCUAGAGAUGGCUGGCGCAUAGCCAUCAAAAUCUGUUUGAUUGUAAGCAUGGAAUUGAGCGAAUGCUGUGCUGGUUCACUGAGUUGCAAACCAAAUGGAUAGGUCUAGCUCAUUGAUUUGUAGAUCUGAUGCAGUUGCUACCUCAGAUUAUGAGCCUAGCAAGUGUUGCGAAUGAGGUUUGUAGUACCCGCAGAAGGCCACAGGGAGAAGCAGGAGAGCUAUAAACCCAUACUGUUUUUGCCUUAAAAACCCUAACCCUAGGUAUAACCUGAUUUAGCCUUAACCCUAACCCUGAACGGAUAGUAACCCUAGCCACAACCCUAAUUCUAGGGUAGGGUAGCCUAGAAAACUUUAGUGAAGACAUCAAAACUAUGAAAUAACACAUAUGGAAUCAUGUAGUAACCAAAAAAUAAGACCAAUCCAUAUUAUGGCAAGAACAGCUCAAAUAAGCAAAGAGAAAUGACAGUCCAUCAUUACUUUAAGACAUGAAGGUCAGUCUUACUCUACAAUGUAGAAAAUAGUAAAAAUAAAGAAAAACCUUGAAUGAGUAGAUGUGUCCAACCUUUUGACUGGUAGUGUACAUGCAUACAGAAAGUAUUCAGACCCCUUUUCAUUUUCCACAUUUGUUACGUUACAGCCUUAUUCUAAAAUUGAUUAAAUAGUCCCCCCCCCCCCCCUCAUAAAUCUACACACAAUACCCCAUAAUGACAAAGCAAAAACAGGUUUUUAGACAUUUUUUUACAAAUUUAUAAGAACAAAAAAACUGAUUUUGGGGAGUUUCUCUCAUUCUUCUCUGCAGAUCCUCUCAAGCUCUGUCAGGUUGGAUGGGGAGUGUCGCUGCACAGCUAUUUUCAGGUCUCUCCAGAGAUGUUCGAUCAGGUUCAAGUCCAGGCUCAUUAUGGGGUAUUGUGUGUAGUUUGAGGGAAAAAAAUACAAUUUAAUCAAUUUUAGAAUAAGGCGUAACAAAAUGUGGAAAAAGUCAAAGGGUCUGAAUACUUUCCGAAUGCACUGUAUGUCUAUAUAUUUAGAUUUAUUUUCAAGUCAGACAUUGUUUUAAUCAGGAGAAUCUCCUCUUUGUAAUGAUGUAAGGCUGGGCAGCGUACUCCGUUGUCAUCAAAAGCUAGCAUUUAAAAUGUCAAAAAUUACACAUUACUGUUGCAACUAACUCUAAAGGCUGCACCAUUGUUUCCCUAUGGGAAAAUUCUACACGGACAUGUCUGUCUAUUUCAAAUUAUUUAAGGCUGGGCAGCGUACUCAUCAAACGCUAGCCCCAAAAUACUUUUUGCUUUUUGAACUUUGAGCUCCCCCUAUUGUAUCUCACAAUGGUUAUAUUUACAAUCUUUUCAAGUCUGACACCGUUUUAAUCAGGAUAAUCUCCUUUUUCUAAUGACAUAAGGUUGGGCAGAAGUGUUUACUUUCUACAUGACUUGUUAUUUUUCAGUUUCGUCCUAAAAACAGAUUGUAGUGGUAAAAUAAAAGGGUAGAAAUGUUUUGGCGUCACUCCAGUCAGAAGGGGCUCAGCGGCGUUUCGUUUCAAUUAGUUUGCGAUGGCCUCGCGCUAGUGUUCCAGCUCAGCCAAUGUUCUUUGGCCGUUUUUCAGCCUUGAAUUUUGACUCAUUCUAUUGUCCAGCCUAGUUAGAGCAGAGUUUAAUCAAAAGUCUGGACACCCAGUAACUCUUCAGGAGGAGGCUUGGCCAACCCUGGUCUAGUGCCUAUGAAUGGUUUCUCCGACCGUAGGUGUCGGUUUCUCUGACAGUGGUAUCGGUUCUGUCUGUCUUCAGCUGGAGUUUGUCUUUUAACAUGCUUACAGUGCAGAAGAGUGCAUGGUCUUAUUGGUUAGUGAUUUGUUUGUCUCAGAUCGACCUGGGAGCCAGGCCAGAGGUAACGAGGAGGCAGCCACUGUCUGCAGAGGACUGGGCUGAGAACCAGGAGAAGGAAGGAAGGAUGAAAAAUGUCCCUCGCCUUAAGAAAAUCAUAUUCAAAGGGGUAUGUUGAAUUUAUGGGGUUAAAGCACCUUCUCCAGUGAAACUCUCUGGGCUGGUUUCCCAGACACAGAUUAAGCCUAGUCCUGGACCAAAAUUACCUUUCAAUGGAGCAUCUCUAUUGAACUGACAUGCUUUUUAGUCCCGGACUUUAUAUAAUCUGUGUCUCGGGAAACUGGCUCUCUGUGUAUAUUCGUUUGUAGUAACUAUAAAUUCUGGGUUUGUCCGUAAAGUUCCUCUAAAUAAUGUCUUGAUCCUGCAGGGUUUGUGCCAUGCGGUGAGGAAAGAGGCCUGGAAGUUUCUGCUGGGGUAUUUCCCCUGGGACAGCACCUACGAGGAGAGGAAAGGCCUACAGAGGAGGAAAACGUAUGUGUGCUUCAACAAGACAGACAUUAUAUUUGAAGCAGCCAUGUUUUUAUAACAAAUGUAUUAUCACUAAUCAAAGUGGCCAACGUGGUCUUACAAUGAAGGUCAGCCUUUUUUGACAUUUGCCUUUGUUAACCAGCAGAGCCAUAUGCUAAUAUAAGAUGAGUAAACUGUCCUUCUGAGGCGUUUUCUUUUUGUUUUCUCCCUGGUGAAUAAGGGAUGAGUACUUCAGGAUGAAGCUCCAGUGGAAGUCGGUGAGUGAGGAGCAGGAGAGGAGGAACUCCAGGUUAAGAGACUUCAGGAGCCUGAUAGGUAAAUGUCGAUCCCAUUCACCCUGUUGUCUUAUCAGGCUGUUCCAGCCAGAGACAACAGUACAGACAUUACCAAUUUGGUCGCACUUGACUAAACAUGUUGCUGUGCGACUAGUACUUUUAUUUUGGGAGCACCAUGCGUCAACCAAAAAAAUCCUAUAAAGAAAACUUGAUGCAUAACAAUAUUUCACCACAACUCUCUUCUCUUCACUGCUCAAACAAGACAGGCUGAUACAUUGUUUACAAAUCAUAACCAAUCAUAAUGCUACAAAUUCUUAAAUGUAGCUAAUUAAACCAAUCACACACCAGGCACAACCAAUCCCUUUUUGCGCAAACUUUCCCUCCAGAACUGUGCAGCCCCUGUUUGGCAGCUCUGUAAUGGCAUUAGCUAGCAAGAUAAACAACUAAAAUGAAACGCGGUGGAAUUUAAGCUUUCUCUAACAAAAAACGAAUUAUGAAAAUUACCAACGGGAAGAAGAUGAUGCUAACGAUCGACCUCGUCUGAAAAAGAUCUACACUGAACAAAAAUAUAAAUGCAACAAUUUCAAAGAGUUACAGUUCAUAUAAGGAAAUCAGUCAAUUUAAAUAAAUGAGGCCCUAAUCUAUGGAUCUCACAUGACUGGGAAUACAGAUAUGCAUCUGUUGGUCACAGAUACCUUAAAAAAAAUAAAAAGUAGGGGCGUGGAUCAGAAAACCAGUCAAUAUCUGGUGUGACCACCAUUUGCCUCAUGCAGCGCGACACAUCUCCUUCGCAUAGAGUUGAUCAGGCUGUUGAUUGUGGAAUGUUGUCCCACUCCUAUUCAAUGGCUGUGCAAAAAUGCUUGAUAUUGUAGGGAACUGGAACACCCUGUCGUACACGUCGAUCCAGAGCAUCCCAAACGUGCUCAAAGGGUAACAUGUCAGGUGAGUAUGCAGGCCAUGGAAGAACUGGGACAUUUUCAGCUUCCAGGAAUUGUGUACAGAUCCUUACGACAUGGGGCCGUGCAUUAUCAUGCUAAAACAUGAGUUGAUGGCGGCAGAUGAAUGGCACUAUAAUGAGCCUCAGGAUCUCGUCACGGUAUCUCUGUGCAUUAAAAUUGCCAUUGAUAAAAUGCAGUUGUGUUCAUUGUCCGUAGCUUAUGCCUGUCCAUACCAUAACCCCACCGCCACCAUGAGGCAUUCUGUUUACAACUUUGACAUCAGCAAACCGCUCGCCCACACAACGCCAUACAAGCUGUCUGCCAUCUGCCCGGUACAGUUGAAACCAGGAUUAAUCCGUGAAGAGCACACUUCUCCACCGUGCAAGUGGCCAUCGAAGGUGAGCAUUUGCCCACUGAAGUCGGUUACGACGCCAAACUGCAGUCAGGUCAAGACCCUCGUGAGGACGAUGAGCACACAGAUGAGCUUACCUACGACGGUUUCUGACUGUUUGUGCAUAAAGUCUUCGGUUGUGCAAACCCACAGUUUCAUCAGCUGUCCAGGUGGCUGGUCUCAGACCAUCCCGCAGGUGAAGAAGCCGGAUGUGCUGGUCCUGGGCUGGCGUGGUUACACGUGGUCUGCAGUUGAGGCCGGUUGGACGUACAAAUUCUGUAAAACAACAUUGGAAGCAGCUUAUGGUAGAGAAAUGAGCAUUUAAAUUCUCUGUAGUCAGCAUGACAAUUGCACACUCCCUCAACUUGAGACAUCUGUGGCAUUGUGUUGUGUGACGACAACUGCACAUUUUAGUGGCCUUUUAUUGUCCCCAGCACAAGGUGCACUUGUGUAAUGAUCAUGCUGUUUAAUCAGCUUCUUGAUAUGCCACACCUGUCAGGUGGAUGGAUUGUCUUGGCAAAGGAGAGAUGCUCACUAACAGGGGUGUAAACACAUUUAUGCACAAAAUUUGAGCUAAAUAUGCUUUUUGUACCUUUGGAAGAUUUCUGGGAUAUUUUAUUUCAGCUCAUGAAACAUGGGACUAAAACUUUAAAUAAGUGGUCACCAACCAGCCCACUGGUUGAUCUCCAAGGCAUUCCUAGUCCGUCACCAAACAUUUAUGUAAAAAAAACAGAAAAUAAAGCCUAUUUUUUUAUUGAAUGAAUUUUUUCAUGAUUCAGCAGCCCUAGCGCCGGGAAGGAAAAGUGUUCCCAGAACUCUGCCUACCCGGCAGACCCAGAGUGCAAAUCAAGUGCACCUAUAAGCCUACCGCUGGCCAAUCAAGUAGCUCAGAUCACCGCGUCGGCACAGUUUCCUUGAGCCAUUGACUGUAAAAAGAAGCCUUGAACGCACAGCAAAGUUGAUACUCUUGAGAUUUCUAAACUUUUAAAACCAUGACUAGACUCAAUGACUACAGCAAAAAGCUGCUGUUUUUAUGAGUAAGUUCAUGUUGAAGUUGUUAUUCAGUACUGUCAACACUUUGUUCAACACCUUUAUAAGAUUUAUAAGCCACCAGCACUGCAGCUGCAAUGAAUGAGUAUAGCAAAGUGUUCCGAUAAGCUUGCAUUGUUAUUAUUAGCGGCAAUAUUACACUUUCUCAGGUCAUAGGAGUAGCAACAUUAAUUGGUGCAUGAGGCAGAAAUAAUGCUGUGCGACUUGAGUUUCUCCAUAAACUGGACGACUGUGGCCCCUUUUCUCAGCGGAGGGAAGGAGGUCACUGCUGAUCCCUCCCUCCCCUCAGACUGACCAUCAGAUGCAGGCCAUCAGUUCAGUAAAACAUUUUUUUAAAGUAAAUAUUAUGCUCACUUAGCUGUGCCUCACAAGUAAUACAACAAAGUAUCAAUUACCAGUUUGAUAAUAUACCUAAAUGUUUUAAAUAUAAUUUCAAAAUGGUCGGAGAAGAACAACAUUGUCAGGGCAAUUCCAGCAUAGCCAAUAUGCAGUGAUAAUGUAUUGGGCAUACAGUGGGGAGAACAAGUAUUUGAUACACUGCCGAUUUUGCAGGUUUUCCUACUUACAAAGCAUGUAGAGGUCUGUACUUUUUAUCAUAGGUACACUUCAACUGUGAGAGAGGGAAUCUAUAACAAAAUCCAGAAAAUCACAUUGUAUGAUUUUUAAGUAAUUAAUUUGCAUUUUAUUGCAUGACAUAAGUAUUUGAUACAUCAGAAAAGCAGAACAUAAUAUUUGGUACAGAAACCUUUGUUUGCAAUUACAGAGAUCAUACGUUUCCUGUAGGUCUUGACCAGGUUUGCACACACUGCAGCAGGGAUUUUGGCCCACUCCUCCAUACAGACCUUCCCCAGAUCCUUCAGGUUUCGGGGCUGUCGCUGGGCAAUACGGACUUUCAGCUCCCUCCAAAGAUUUUCUAUUGGAUUCAGGUCUGGAGACUGGCUAGGCCACUCCAGGACCUUGAGAUGCUUCUUACGGAGCCACUCCUUAGUUGCCCUGGCUGUGUGUUUCGGGUCGUUGUCAUGCUGGAAGACCCAGCCACGACCCAUCUUCAAUGCUCUUACUGAGGGAAGGAGGUUGUUGGCCAAGAUCUCGCGAUACAUGGCCCCAUCCAUCCUCCCCUCAAUACGGUGCAGUUGUCCUGUCCCCUUUGCAGAAAAGCAUCCCCAAAGAAUGAUGUUUCCACCUCCAUACUUCACGGUUGGGAUGGUGUUCUCGGGGUUGUACUCAUCCUUCUUCUUCCUCCAAACACGGCGAGUGGAGUUUAGACCAAAAAGCUAUAUUUUUGUCUCAUCAGACCACAUGACCUUCUCCCAUUCCUCCUCUGGAUCAUCCAGAUGGUCAUUGGCAAACUUCAGACGGGCCUGGACAUGCGCUGGCUUGAGCAGGGGGACCUUGCGUGCGCUGCAGGAUUUUAAUCCAUGACGAUUGUAGUGUGUUACUAAUGGUUUUCUUUGAGACUGUGGUCCCAGCUCUCUUCAGGUCAUUGACCAGGUCCUGCCGUGUAGUUCUGGGCUGAUCCCUCACCUUCCUCAUGAUCAUUGAUGCCCCACGAGGUGAGAUCUUGCAUGGAGCCCCAGACCGAGGGUGAUUGACCAUCAUCUUGAACUUCUUCCAUGUUCUAAUAAUUGCGCCAACAGUUGUUGCCUUCUCACCAAGCUGCUUGCCUAUUGUCCUGUAGCCCAUCCCAGCCUUGUGCAGGUCUACAAUUUUAUCCCUGAUGUCCUUACACAGCUCUCUGGUCUUGGCCAUUGUGCAGAGGUUGGAGUCUGUUUGAUUGCGUGUGUGGACAGGUGUCUUUUAUACAGGUAACGUGUUCAAACAGGUGCAGUUAAUACAGGUAAUGAGUGGAGAAUAGGAGGGCUUCUUAAAGUAAAACUAACAGGUCUGUGAGAGCCGGAAUUCUUACUGGUUGGUAGGUGACCAAAUACUUAUGUCAUGCAAUAAAAUGCAAAUUAAUUACUUAAAAAUCAUACAAUGUGAUUUUCUGGAUUUUUGUUAUAGAUUCCCUCUCUCACAGUUGAAGUGUACCUAUGAUAAAAAGUACAGACCUCUACAUGCUUUGUAAGUAGGAAAACCUGCAAAAUCGGCAGUGUAUCAAAUACUUGUUCUCCCCACUGUAUAGCCUACUGCAAACCUUGCUACAGAACUGUUUUUAAUUGGUUCAUGUUGCGUAGGCUUAUGCUUUUUAAGUUAAACAAAUCUGAGCGGUAGAUCUCUGCUUGCAUUUUGACUCAAAGGGAUCUUGACUCAGAAAAGGUUGAUGACCACUGCUUUACAUGUUGCAUUUAUAUUAUUUGUUCAGUGUACAUGUUUUGAGAGGGGUUGCUUCACGAAUUCAAGUGGUUAAGGAGGGACAAAACUAGCAGCACAAUGUUCUGUGAGUCGAAAGUGUGGAGUAAUAGCAGCAGGGAGGACUUAUUUAGCAACCUAAAACACGAGUUGUUGCUAAAACAAGCCAAAAGCACAUCAAGUGCCACGACAAGUGCAUCAGGGCAGUGGCAGGAGCAACAUCACUACGUCUACUACCAGGUUUUUACCAAAUUCAGACCCAUGCUACUUACCCAGAAAAAUAAUGGAUUACAAAUCAACCCGACAUGGAAACAGUGUCCUGCGCAAACGUUAUUGGCACCAUCGCAGAGACUAUCCGGGAAGCGGGUUAGUGCUAUCCGGAAUCCUUGGAAUGUCCCUACCCUUACCCUAUUUAUUAGCUAGAUUCUCGAUCAAAGAAAUUGACUAGUUGUUGUGAGAGGAGAUUAAACAUUUAUUUAAUUAUCCAAGUAUAAGUUCAUAGUCAGCAUGUUGCCUUGUUAAAACAUUAUUAUUACCUACAUAGUUGUAUUAUUAUUAUCUGUUAGCUGAAUACAGUAAUGGAUAACAAUUUAGUUUGCAGUUGCACUUUUAAAUACAAUGGUUGUUUAUCACCUAUAUAAAUGUUUGCUGUUGCACUUUUGAAUACAAUACAUUUUCUAUAUUACAUUUGUUUGUCCAAAACUAAUCAGUUUCCUACAGUGCAUUUGUAAAAGUAUUCAGACCCCUUGAAUUUUUCCACAUUUUGUUACAUUACCUUAUUCUAAAAUGGAUUCAACUGUUUUUUUCCCUCAUCAAUCUACACACAAUACCACAUAAUGACAAAGCAAAAACCAGGUUUUUAGACAUUUUAGCAAAGAAAAAAAAAAUGGGAAAUUACAUUUACAUAAGUAUUCAGACCCUCUACUCAGAACUUUGUUGAAGCUCAUUUAACAGCGAUAACUGCCUCGAGUCUUCUUGGGUAUGACUCUAGAAGCUUGGCACACCUGUAUUUGGGGAGUUUCACCUAUUCUUCUCUGCAGAUCCUCUCAAGCUCUGUCAAGUUGGCUGGGGAGCAUCGCUGCACAGUUAUUUUCAGGUCUUUCCAGAGAUGUUAGAUCGGGUUCAAGUCUGGACUCUGUCUGGGCCACUCAAGGACAUUCAGAGACUUGUACCUAAGCCACUCCUGCGUUGUCUUGGCUGUGUGCUUAGGGUCGUUGUCCAGGUUGGAAGGUGAACCUUCGACCCAGUCUGAGGUCCUGAGCGCUCUGGAGCAGGUUUUCAUCAAGGGUCUCUUUGUACUUUGCUCUGUUCAUCUUUCCCUCGAUGCUGACUAGUCUCCCAUUUCCUUCCGCUGAAAAACAUUCCCACAGCAUGAUGCUGCCACCACAAUGCUUCACCAUAGGGAUGGUGCCAGGUUUCCUCCAGACGUGACGCUUGGCAUUCAGGCCAAAGAGUUCAAUCUUGGUUUCAUCAGACCAGAGAAUCUUGUUUCUCAUGGCCUGAGAGUCCUUUAGGUGCCUUUUGGCAAACUCCAAGCGGGCUGUCAAGUGCCUUUUUACUGAGGAGUGGCUUCUGUCUGGCCACUCUAACAUAAAAGCCUGAUUGGUGGAGUGCUGCAGAGAUGGUUGGCCUUCAGGAAGGUUCUCCCAUCUACACAGAGGAACUCUGGAGCUCUGUCAGAGUGACCAUCAGGUUCUUGGUCACCUCCCUGUCCAAGGCCUUUCUCCCCCGAUUGCUCAGUUUGGCUGGGCUGCCAGCUCUAGGAAGAGUCUUGGUGGUUCCAAUCUUCUUCCAUUUAAGAAUGAUGGAGGCUACUGUGUUCUUGGGGACCUUCAAUGCGGCAUAAUUUUUUUGGUACCCUUCCCCAGAUCUGUGCCUCGACACAAUCCUGUCUUGGAGCUCUACGGACAAUUCCUUCAACCUCAUGGCUUGGUUUUUGCAGUGACAUGCACUGUCAACUGUGGGACCUUUAUAUAGACACGUGUGUCCCUUUCCAAAUCAUGUCCAAUCAAUUGAAUUUACCACAGGUGGACUCCAAUCAAUUUGUAGAAACAUCUCAAGGAUGAUCAAUGGAAACAGGAUGCAUCUGAGCUCAAUUUCUAGUCUUAUAGCGAAGGGGCUGAAUACUUAUGUAAAUAAGGUAUUUAUGUUUUUAUUUUUAAUACAUUUGCAAAAAUGUCUACAAACCUGUUUUCGCUUUGUCAUUAUGGGGUAUUAUGUGUAGAUUGAUGAUAAUUAAAAUAAAAUAAUAAUCAAUUUUAGAAUAAGGCUGUAACGUAACAAAAUGUGGAAAAGGGGAAGGGGUCUGAAUACUUUCCGAAUGCCCUGUAUGUAAAUAUGUUUGCAGUUGCACUUUGAAUACAAUUAUUAAAAGUUGUUUUAUUCUAAUGUCUUGCCCACUCUCUAGUGAUGCGUUCUACAUCAUCAAGGUAACAACUGAUGACAAUUAAGAAUGCUAGGACAGUCAUUUGCAGUAAAAAAACAAAAACCUUUUCUGGUGCUCCUUACUUUUUAAGUUCUAAGCACCAGUGCUACCAAUGAAAAGUUAAUUUAGAACCCUGAUUACAUGUUAAUCCUGUUUUAGCAAUAAUGGUGGCGAUUUAUGUAUUGCCUUUUGUCUGUUUUAUCUCUUACUGAGUUAGUUUUACUGUAAAGUGUGUGUUGAAUUUUAAAUUCUUUAGAUUAAGUUUGAUUAGAGAAUAUUCAGCUUUGAGGAAGCAUCUGUGUAAUGCCUCUGUUAUCAUGGUGUGUCCUUCCUGAAAUAGGCUAAAUAUGGUUGUUUAUUUAUCAUCUGUGAAUGUCUUGUCUUCUCAGAGAAGGAUGUGAACAGAACAGACCGAACCAACAGGUUCUAUGAGGGCAUAGACAACCCAGGCCUGGUGUUACUCCAUGACAUCCUGAUGACGUAUUGCAUGUAUGAUUUUGAUCUGGGUAAGUGAUAGCAUUAUUGCCAAGUCGUACAGCAGAAAUCAUCAUUUAUGUCUGAUUUAAAAGGUCAUCUGAUUGGCAUAGAUUCUAUUGAAGUCCCUUAUUGAGGAUAAUAAAUUGUUGCAAUUCACCCGUAGUAACAUAGCUAAUUCAGCAACCACAGCUGAUAACUGCAUAUCAGUGGGAUUUGUAAUGCUCACCUUAAUUAACGUUGUGGGAAUUAUACUCGUCUCCAGGGUAUGUCCAGGGAAUGAGCGACCUCCUCUCCCCGAUUCUCUAUGUGAUGGAGAACGAGGUGGAUGCCUUCUGGUGUUUUGUCUCCUUCAUGGAUCAAAUGGUAAGAAAUCUAUCAUUGUUUUGUCUAGUGCUGUUUUUGUGUGUGUUUUUGACUUGUUUUAUGUUUCCUUUGAUAUGCCUGAGUGUGCUGUUUUUCUGACCUGACGUGUCCGUGCGCCUGUGUCUGUCUCCGUGUGCAGCACCAGAACUUUGAGGAGCAGAUGCAAGGCAUGAAGACUCAACUGAUCCAGCUCAGCACUCUGUUGAGGCUGCUUGGACCUGUCCUUCUGGAACUACCUCGGUACCUAACAACACCUGCUCUCCCUCUAACAUUCACCUCUUUAUGUUCAGCUUUUUUUUUAUCAUUAUAAUUUACAAAUGAAGCCGUAAAGAUUGAGGUAAAUCCUUAAACAGAUUCUCAAUCAAUACAGCAGUCUUGCAUAUACAGUGCCUUCAGAAAGUUGUCAUACCACUUGACUUAUUCCACAUUUUGUUACAGCCUGAAUUCUAAAUUGAUUAUUUUUACCCUCACCCAUCUAAACACAAUACCCCAUAAUGACAAAGUAAAAAUGUGUUUUUAGACAUUUUUGCACAUUUAUUGAAAAUGAAAUACAGGCGGCCUCCCGAGUGGCGCAGCGGUCUAAGGCACUGCAUCGCAGUGUUGUGGGGUUACUACAGCCUGGGGUUAAAAAAAACAUAAUUUACAUAAGUAUUCACACCCCUGAGUCAAUACUUUGUAGAAGCACCUUUGGCAGCGAUUACAGCUGUGAGUCUUUCUGGGUAAGUCUCAAAGAGCUUUCCACACCUGGAUUGUGCAACUUUUGCCCAUUAUUUUCAAAAUUCUUCAAGCUCUGUCAAAUUGGUUGUUGAUCAUUGCUAGACAACCAUUUUCAGGUCUUGCCAUAGAUUUUCAAGUAGAUUUAAGUAAAAACUAACUCGGCCACUCAGGAACAUUCACUGUCUUCUUGGUAAGCAACUCCAAUGUAGGUUUGGCCUUGUGAAAGGUUGUCCUGCUGAAAGGUGAAAUGUGAAUUAAUCUCCCUGUGUCUGGUAGAUAGCAGACUGAACCAGGUUUUCCUCUAGGAUUUUGUCUGUGCUUAGCUCCCUUUCGUUUCUUUUUUAUCCUGAAAAACUCCCCAGUCCUUAACAAUUACAAGCAUACCCAUAGCAUGAUGCAGCCACCACUAUGCUUAAAAUAUGGAGAGUGGUACUCAGUAAUGAGUUGUAUUAGAUUUGCCCCAAACAGAACACUUUGCCAAAUUUUUUGCAGUAGUACUUUAGUGCUUUGUUGCAAACAGGAUCAGGGCCUAAAAUCACCACCCACCACCUGUCAAAUGCGGGUAGAUUUUGGCAUUGGCGGGUAAGAUGUUUACUUCACUAGCCACAUUGGCGGGUGGUCAGGGCUCCACAGUCCGAGCAUUUCACUCGCAUUUGUGAAUAAAAAUAGUCAAGUAUGAUCACAUUUAUAAUAAAAUAAAUGCUGCGGAAGCUGUUUUCAAAGUAUUUCUGCCGUUUUUGUUUCAUAGCUGGUAAAAUAUUAGCACAAAGUCAGAACUACAAAUCCUAUAUAGCCUAUCCCACCUCGUGCUACAACACUGCCUGGCUGGGGGCGCACGUGAAGAGCUGAGUGAAAUAUUCAUUUUUAGAAGCGCUGCGCACAGGCAUUAAAUUCGGUCUAAUUUACUUGAAACUAAAGUCUACUGAAGUGAGACUUUGUCCUUGUGUUUCUUGGCUAUUUACAUUGUUUUGGCCACAAGCUAGGUUAUGUUUUCAAUGUUUGAGUUUCAACUGCUAGGGAAGAGAAGACAAUGCUUCUACUAGUCCGACACAAUCUCACAGGCACAAACAUGACAAGUCAUGUUACCACGGCAACAUUCCGCACUUAAAGGGGCAGGUGAAGAUUUGUCUCAUCUGUGAUAUUUUGGUUAAAAGACUGGUCACAAAAAUGUAAUUAAACAAUAUACCAUAUUACUUCUUACUAGUAAUAUAUUUAUUGUUUUAGAAACAUUACAAAGAAUGCUAAUCUGUUUUGUUGGUGUAAUUUUAGCGGGAGAAAAAUAUUUUGGCUGGUAAGAAUUCUGAGUUGAUGGUAGAGUUUUUUUUAAAAUCUACCUGCCACAGUGGCUGGUGGACCAAAAAGUCAAUUUUAGGCCCUGAACAGGAUGCAUGUUUUGGAAUAUUUUUAUUCUGUACAGGCUUUCUUCUUUUACUCUGUCAUUUAAGUUAGUGUUGUGGAGUAACUACAAUGUUGUUGAUCCAUCCUCAGUUUUCUCCCAUCACAGCCAUUAAACUCUGUACCUGUUUUAAAGUCACCAUGGCCUCAUGGUGAAAUCCCUAAGUGGUUUCCUUUCUCUCCUGCAACUCAGUUAGGAAGUACGCCUGUAUCUUUGUAUUGACAGGGUGUAUUAAUACACCAUCCAAAGUAUAAUUAAUAACUUCACCAAGUUCAAAGGGAUAUUCAAUGUCUGCUUUUCUUUUUAAAAAUUUACCCAUCUAACAAUAGGUGCCCUUCUUUGCGAGGCAUUGGAAAACCUCCCUGGUCUUUGUGUUUGAAUCUGUGUUUGAAAUGCACUACUCGACUGAGGGACCUUACAGAUAAUUAUAUGUGUGGGGUACAGAGAUGAGGUAGUCAUUCAGAAAUCAUGUUAAACAUUAUUAUUGCACAGUGAGUCCAUGCAACUUAUGUGACUUGUUAAGCAAAUUUGUUGAACUUAUUUAGGCUUGCCAUAACAAAGGAGUUGAAUACUUAUUGACUCAAGACAUUUCAGCUUUUCAUUUUUAAUGAAUUUGUAAAAAUGUUGAAAAAAGACAAUUCCACUUUGACAUUAUGUGUAGGCCAGUGACACGAAUCUCAAUGUAAUCCAUUUUAAAUUCAGGCUGUAACACAACAAAAUGUGGAAAAAAUCAAGGCAUGUGAAUACUUCCUGAAGGCACUGAAAUUCAAAUUCAACAACAUUCAUUUCAUCCUUGGUUUCAUCUGAUUUCUCCUCUGUGUUUUGGUUCCUCCAGAGUCGCAGGAUUCAGGUUACCUGUAUUUCUGUUUCCGGUGGUUACUGAUCCGCUUCAAGAGGGAGCUCAGUUUUCCAGAUGUUCUUCGUAUGUGGGAGGUGAGUUCUGUUCUGUCCAUAUAACUUUGACCUAUUAGCUUAAGUAUCUCUUUUGUCAUUUAGGGGGAAAUCCAUUUCAGUCUCUUGCUCUUGAGAUUUGAUUGAUUCAAGUUGAUGAUUUUAUUACUUUUUCUUUUUGAGUUCAUGAUUUAUCUUUGCAUUCUGAUAGUUCUUCUUAAUAAGACUUCCUGGUUCUGCUUAGGUCAUAUGGACUGGCUUGCCCUGCCAAAACUUCCAUUUGCUGGUGUGCUGUGCCAUCCUAGACUCAGAGAAACUGAAAAUCAUGGAGGAAAACUAUGGCUUCAAUGAGAUCCUCAAGGUAACAGCAGUCAUUUGCUGAUUGACUGGUUUGUCAGUUGAAAAAUUAUAUCAGACAUUUUCAAGAACGGUUGUUUGGAGUGUUUCCAAGUGAAUUAGUUUUAAAUGUCAUUGUUUUGAAUGUUAAUCCAGCACAUCAAUGAACUCUCAAUGAAACUGGACAUUGAAGAAAUCCUUCACAAAUCAGAGGCUAUUUGUAUGCAGAUCAGAAGUUGUAAGGUAUGUUGAAAGAUGUAAUUUUGUACUAUCAAUUAAAAGUCCAUAAGAGUUAAUUAAAACAAACUAUGCAGGUUCAGAAUUACAUAUAGGUUACAUAUUGGUUGUAUAUAAUCUACAUACUCUUAUUUUCUUUCCUUUCAGGAUUUGCCUCAUUCAAUAAUUGAGAUCCUGGGAUUCAACACAGAAAGCGAACUUCCCAGAUUAGAAGGGCGGGUGUUUGGGACUCCUCUUGAUUCUCCUCAGUCCCCCAGACCCACACAGAGGCAGGAGGUCUUCUCUAAUGGUCACAAUGGACAUUACAGAGAACCCCCUCAUAACGGCUGCAAAGUCACUUUCAUAUCAUAG
Coregonus sp. 'balchen' is the source of this 18197-nucleotide messenger RNA. Lineage: Eukaryota; Metazoa; Chordata; Actinopteri; Salmoniformes; Salmonidae. The record is from the annotation of a GenBank genome assembly.